Molecule: messenger RNA, 12436 nt
Organism: Cololabis saira (Pacific saury)
Lineage: Eukaryota; Metazoa; Chordata; Actinopteri; Beloniformes; Belonidae
Product: ankyrin-1-like
Exons: 44
Coding region: 305-6022 (1905 amino acids)
Biological process (GO): signal transduction
Molecular function (GO): protein binding
Source: RefSeq, a predicted model, not a curated record
AAUGAGUAGCAGCCGUGGCACAGACAGCAGCAUCAGCACCACUAGCCGUAGUAUCCUUCUUUGUGGAUGAUGAAGGCUGCAGGUUGUAGGAGCAUCCUCACACAUAUCUGGACAUAGACUUUUCUUGCCCGCUUGCCUUUCACACAAAUGUUGUGGCCACCAGAGAGGACGCAGUGAGUGACAGGGGCUCGGGGGACAGAGGGACACGGGAAGAGGAAACAGGGACGACUGGUGGUUAUAGUGCAAGAGAGAGGAGGGCUGGAGCGACGGCGACUGGGGCAGUAGCAACAAUAGCAGCGGCACCAUGGCACAAGCCGCCAAGCAGCUCCGCAAGACCAAGGACCUCGCAGAGGCCGCCGCCCAGGAGCAGAGGGAGAAGGAGGAGGAAAAGAUAAAAAAGAGGAAUCGAUCUAGGGAUCGCAGGCGCAAGGCCGAUUCAGCCACCAGCUUCCUGCGUGCAGCUCGUUCAGGCAACUUGGACAAGGCUCUGGAUCAUAUCAAGAAUGGAAUUGACAUCAACAUAGCUAAUCAAAACGGUCUAAACGGGUUACAUCUGGCCUCCAAAGAAGGUCAUGUCAAAAUGGUCCUUGAGCUCCUACACUCUGGCAUUGAGCUGGAAGCAACCACCAAGAAAGGGAACACUGCUCUCCAUAUUGCAGCGCUGGCAGGGCAGGAGAAAGUGGUGGCUGAGCUGGUCAACUACGGUGCCAAUGUUAAUGCCCAGUCACACAAAGGCUUCAGUCCACUUUACAUGGCAGCACAAGAGAACCAUUUAGAGGUGGUCAAGUUCCUUCUUGAGAACGGCGCCAAUCAGAGCCUCCCAACUGAGGAUGGCUUCACGCCCCUUGCAGUGGCCCUCCAGCAGGGCCAUGAAAACGUUGUGGCACUGCUCAUCAACUAUGGCACGAAGGGCAAGGUCCGCCUCCCUGCCCUUCACAUCGCUGCACGAAACGACGACACACGGACCGCUGCGGUCCUCCUGCAGAAUGACCCCAACGCUGACGUACUCAGCAAGACUGGUUUCACACCUCUGCAUAUUGCAGCUCACUAUGAAAACAUGACUGUAGCCCAGCUGCUGCUGAACAGAGGAGCUAACGUCAAUUUCACUCCCAAGAAUGGUAUCACACCUCUUCAUAUAGCCGCCAGGAGGGGCAAUGUCAUGAUGGUCAGACUGCUGCUGGACAGAGGAGCACAGAUUGAUGCCAGAACUAAGGAUGAGCUGACUCCUCUCCAUUGUGCAGCCAGGAACGGUCAUGUUCGCAUUAUUGAGAUCCUACUGGAACACGGUGCUCCCAUCCAAGCUAAAACCAAGAACGGUCUGUCCCCCAUCCACAUGGCAGCUCAGGGGGAUCACAUGGACUGUGUCAGGCAGCUACUGCAAGACAACGCUGAGAUUGAUGACAUCACGCUGGACCACCUCACCCCGCUUCAUGUAGCAGCUCACUGCGGCCACCAUCGCAUGGCCAAAGUUCUACUGGACAAAGGGGCAAAAGCCAAUUCUCGAGCUUUGAAUGGCUUCACCCCUCUUCACAUUGCUUGCAAAAAGAACCACAUGCGGUCGAUGGACCUGCUGCUAAAGCACUCUGCUUCCUUAGAAGCCGUCACAGAGUCUGGUUUGACUCCUCUUCAUGUAGCAGCAUUCAUGGGCCAUCUGAACAUAGUGAAAAACCUGCUCCAAAGAGGGGCUUCACCUAAUGCUUCCAAUGUGAAAGUGGAGACUCCCCUCCACAUGGCCUCCAGAGCAGGACACUGCGAAGUCGCUCAGUUCCUGCUUCAGAACGCAGCACAAGUGGAUGCCAAGGCAAAGGACGACCAGACCCCCCUACACUGUGCGGCUCGUAUGGGCCACAAAGAGCUUGUCAAGUUGCUCCUGGAGCACGAGGCUAACCCCGACUCAGCCACCACUGCAGGUCACACACCCUUACACAUUGCUGCACGGGAAGGACACAUCCACACCAUUCGAAUAUUGCUGGAUGCUGGAGCACAGCAAAUCAAGAUGACAAAGAAAGGUUUCACUCCCCUCCACGUGGCCUCUAAAUAUGGAAAGGUGGAUGUUGCAGAGCUCCUCCUGGAGAGAGGGGCCAACCCCAAUGCGGCUGGGAAGAACGGUCUGACACCCCUUCAUGUGGCCGUCCAUCACAACAACCUGGAUGUUGUUAAACUCCUGGUCAGCAAGGGAGGAUCUGCACACAGCACUGCCCGAAACGGUUACACUCCUCUGCACAUAGCGGCCAAGCAGAACCAGAUGGAGGUGGCCAGUUGCCUGCUUCAGCACGGGGCAUCACCCAACGCUGAGUCCCUCCAAGGCAUCACACCCCUCCACCUAGCAUCGCAGGAGGGACGGCCAGACAUAGCGGCCCUGCUCAUCUCCAAACAGGCCAAUGUAAAUCUGGGAAACAAGAAUGGACUGACCCCUCUGCAUCUUGUAGCUCAGGAAGGUCAUGUGGGCAUCGCUGACAUGUUGGUCAAACAGGGAGCUUCUGUUUAUGCUGCUUCAAGGAUGGGCUACACGCCCCUUCAUGUGGCCUGUCACUAUGGCAACAUCAAGAUGGUGAAAUUCCUUCUACAGCAGCAGGCUCAUGUGAAUGCUAAAACGAGGAUGGGCUACACCCCUCUUCACCAAGCAGCUCAACAAGGCCAUACCGACAUUGUCACCCUUUUGCUAAAACAUGGAGCACAGCCAAACGAAAUUACUUCGAAUGGAACAUCCCCCUUGGGCAUCGCGAAGCGGCUGGGGUACAUUUCUGUCAUUGAUGUGCUGAAGCUGGUUACCGAGGAGUCUGUUUCCACAAUCACCACAGAGAAGCAUCGGAUGAGCUUUCCAGAAACAGUUGAUGAGAUUCUGGAUGUUUCCGAAGACGAAGGGGUUGCCCAGCUAACGUUAGGAGACGAGCUGCUUGGAAUGGAUGGAGCACGCUAUUUGAAACUCGAUGACUUCAAAGAUCAGGACGAUGACUUUCUCUCCCCAAAGAAGUCACUCAGAGACUUUGAGGGUGGUGUGGGAACCACCCCCUAUUCUCCUGCUAUUCCCAGGAUCCCCUGUGUCUCACCGGAAACGGUUCAAUUGGACCAGCACACACCAAUCCCUUUGCCAAAAGAGUACGAUGAAGAUUCACUUAUUCCAAGCAGCCCGGCUACGGAGACGUCAGAUAAUGUCAGUCCUGUGGCCAGCCCCAUCCACACAGGCUUCCUGGUGAGUUUCAUGGUGGAUGCUCGAGGAGGCUCCAUGCGAGGUAGCAGACACCAUGGUCUGCGGGUGAUCAUCCCUCCUCGCACCUGUGCUGCACCCACGCGCAUCACCUGCCGUCUUGUCAAACCCCAGAAGCUUACCACACCCCCCCCACUGGUGGAAGGGGAGGGCCUCGCUAGUCGGAUCAUCUCUCUGGGGCCGUCCAGUAUGCAGUUCCUUGGUCCUGUAAUAGUGGAAAUCCCUCACUUUGCCUCAUUGGGUCGAGGGGACCGAGAGCUGGUGGUCCUCCGCAGUGAAAACGGUUCAGUCUGGAAGGAACAUCGCAAUCGCUAUGGUGACGAAGUGCUGGAAACCAUUCUGAAUGGCAUGGAUGAAGACUUGGAGAGUCAAGAAGAGCUGGAAAAGAAGAGAAUCCGUCGAAUAAUCUCCACAGACUUCCCUCUGUAUUUCGCUGUCGUCUCCCGCAUUCAGCAGGAGAGCGAGCUCAUUGGUCCUGAGGGCGGCCGGCUGACCAGCAAGCUGGUGCCUCACGUCGAGGCCAUCUUCCCCGAUACAGCUGUCACAAAGAAAGUCAGGCUGGGACUGCAGGCACAACCAAUCCCUGAUGAGCUGCUGACUCGGCAGCUUGGUAACCAGGCAACUUUCAGCCCAGUGGUGACCAUCGAACCACGGCGCCGGAAAUUUCACCGUCCAAUUGGACUGCGCAUUCCUUUACCACCAUCCUGGAGGGAGAGUCCUCGCGAUGCUGGCGAGGGAGAUACCACCAGCCUGCGUCUCCUCUGCAGUGUCAUAGGUGGAACGGCACCAGCUCAGUGGGAGGACAUCACUGGAACAACCAAGCUGAUGUAUGCCAGCAGCUGCGCCAGCUUUACCACCAACGUGUCUGCAAGGUUCUGGCUGGCAGACUGUCCACGUACUGCAGAAGCAGUGACCUUUUCCAACUUGCUGUAUAGGGAGCUAAUGGCCGUUCCAUACAUGGCCAAGUUUGUUGUCUUUGCAAAGAUGAACGAAGCGCGUGAAGGGCGAUUACGCUGUUACUGCAUGACCGAUGACAAGAUGGACAAAACUCUGGAGUUGCAUGAAAAUUUCACAGAAGUGGCCCGCAGUCGGGAUAUCGAGCUCAUGGAGGGAAUGCCACUCCACCUGGAGUGUUCUGGGAACCUGGUGCCCAUCCGGAAGGCCACUCAGCAGCCUCGUAGCUUCAGCUUUCAGGCCUUCAGAGAUAACAGACUCCCCGUCUCAGUCAAGGUCAGAGAUAGCAACAAGGAUUCCACUGGGUUUCUGUCUUUUCUGCGAAAGUGUACCAAGUACGAGGACUCCCAGCAUGUACUGUGUAACCUUAACAUAACCAUGCCACCUUGUGUCAAGGUUAUCGGAAGUGAGGAGCGCAGGAGAACUUUAACCCCUCUGGCCCUGAGGGAGCGCUACAGUGGGCUGAAUGAGCCCAGUGUGGUCACAGUGAAUGCCAUGGAGAGGGCUGAGAUCAAGAUCAAUGUUAUAUCUGAGCAGCUUGGUUUGAGCUGGGCUGAGUUGGCACGGGAGCUUCAGUUUUGUGUGGAUGACAUUAACAGGAUCCGUGUGGAGAAUCCAAACUCUCUGCUGGAUCAGAGCUCUGCCCUGCUCAAUCUGUGGGUGAGCAGAGAGGGCAAAAAGGCCAAGAUGGAGAGCCUGUACACCGCCCUGAGGAACGUGGACCGUACAGACAUUGUAACCUCACUGGAGGGUCCGGCCCAGCAGCCGGGACCCGGAUAUUCAGAAGAGGGUGCAUGUCGUCUCAUUGACCGCGACUCCAGCUUCCUGUCGCCCAGCGUGAUUAAUGAGAUCACGGACACAAGGCCAUCUCGCCUAGUGCACAAGCCGAGAGUUAUUAGACCCCCGUUUUUCAGAAGGGGUUAUGGGCUGGUGCAGGAGGAGCUCCUGUCUCCGGCUUCCUUGCAGUACAGCUUGCCCUCUCCACUCAGCGUGGAGCCUUACUGGCAGGAAGUCUCUAGCCUGGAGUGUGCGCCCAUCGCCACCACAGAAGAGGACACUUUAAUGGAGAUGUCGGACGUGCAGGUGUGGCCUGCAGGGGUCAGUCCCUCUCUGGUCACAGUGGAGGACUCUUCCCUGGAGGGCAGCAGUCGGGCUGACGACUCAGAGGGUGCCACGCUCUCUUUGCCCUACAGCUUGGGACGCCCGAGCAGCGGUGCCAGCGGGGCCAGCGGUUCCAUCAUGGAACUGGAGGAAGAAGAGGAGGAGGAGGAGGAGGAGGAGGAAGGAGAGGUUGAGGAGGAGGAGGCACCACAGGAGCUAGUGAGUGCACUGGCAGAAAGGGACAGGGUGAGGGCCAGUGGCGCCGUUCCAAAGGUCAACCUAAACGGGCAGCUGGGAGGUCAGAGGUCGGACGUGAGGAAAGUGGAGGCUUCGACGGUGGGAGGAGGAAGGAAAGGAGGAGUUGAAGGUGUAGGGCUGGGCUCAGUGGAAGGGAUUUCUCUUGUUGCAGGCCAGCAGGUGUACGCCCAGCGGAGUGAGAUGAUUGGUGUGAGUCGGCUCUCGGAACACAAUGGAGACAACAGGAUGGUUGGAAUAGGAGCAUUUCAACCCUACUUGCCGGACAAGGAGUCCCUGCAGGGCUGGGUGGGCUCUGUGUCAACAGGACAUGACGGCGGUGGGCCCGGCUUGCACAUGGCCCAGGACGCCCUCCUGUCUCCGAGAGAGGCGAAGGAGGAGUACUCAGCUGAAGUGCAGUUUGUUGAUGAACAGGGAAAAGCUAUCUCUAGAAAGGUGAGGGUGGAUGUGAGACAGGGUGCUCAGUCAUUGCAGCGCACCAGUCUGCGGAGAAUUAGACACUGAAAUACACAUACUACCCAGUCCUUCAGGAAAGGAAAGCCACUGCCAAACCAUCCUCCACAAAAACACGACCAGACCGAAGAGGAAAAUGAUCAGUGGGGCAAGGACAACAAGGACAAAGAAGAAUAAUGACAAAGAGAAUCAUCCUCGGCCUGUGACCAUGGGACAUGUCAAAACAAAAGAAGAGGAGAAAAAAAAAGCUCAACUUGUAGUUUUAUAAUAUUUGUAAAGAAAAAUAUCAAGUAAAUUAAGGCAUGAUAAGUCGCUUUUUUAUAAAAAAAAAAAAAAAAAGAAGACAAAAACAAAAAAACAUAAAUGUGAGUAAAACAACUAACAAAAAAGCAACAAAGUGCUUCCUGUGAACUGUAAUCGCAUGAUGACUGCUGGUGCAUGACCUUUGACUUUUUGAACUGUCAUUAUCUAGAAAACUGAAGGGGUACAAGGUACGAGGGCUGGCCCACGCAUGGGUCGUAGGCCUUUUAUAAGGACCUUCCCCCCUCAACUGGAGUGGUUUGUGUCAGCGAGUUGAGUCCAAUAACACAACAGCCCAAAAAAUUCCCACAAAGGAAGGUGGCCUACAAAGCAAGGCCUCUGCUGAGCGGACUGAGGCUUCUUUCACGGGACCCUUCCCCCUAUGAUUAUUCUCAGUGUGAUAUAUGCACUCUUCGCUAUGUGGACAUGUGUCGCUGUGUGUAUGUGUGCGUGUAAAUUUCUCUAGCGCAUGUGUUUCUUGCUUCUGGCUUGGCGCUGAGCCCUGCCCCAUAAUUGGCUUGUUGUCUAUGUGAUGUCAUAGCGUGCUCAGCGCUGGAAUGAGAAAGCCGCUGCUUUCCCUCGCUUGUGAGUUCUUGUCUGAGUGGUUUUUUGUUGUUGUAUGUUUUUUGGGGGUUCUUUUCUUUUUCUUUUCUUUUUUUUCUUCUUGUGGAUGAGGUAGCUUCUUGUUAUGUGUUUCUUUGGGACUUGUCGACUUUGAUUCUCGACAUUGGCUGACUUCUAGAGAGAACUGAUCCUCUAUCAACUCCAAAAUUGUGUCUUCAAGAUAAUGGGAAUGUUGUGUUUGGAAAAGGGUUGGUUGUUUGUGUGCGUUUCACAGCAGGUCUACAACACAAAUCUUGAUGUUUUCCUCCCUUGUGUUGUCUCUACAUCCUUCUCAGUUUUAUGUUUUAUCUGAAGCCACUCUCCGUAUCAGUGGUCCUCGUCUAUAUGCAGUAAUGUCACAGGCCUCUUCCAUCAGUUUGAAACUUUUGUGCUCCCACUUUUGUCUGUUUGCAUCAGCUGGAGCGCCUCACUGUCAGCUUUUGGGUCUUUUUUCGACAAAGAAAUAUUAAUGAAUAAUGAAGUGAAGGAAGUAUGAAAGUUUGAAUUCUUGAAGAUUUUUGAUGGCUCUCUGGCAAGUGUAUAGUAGCAUGACACUGCAGCAGCAUGUGAUUGUGAGAGGAACUGUGCAGCGAAUACAAACAGGUAGCACUGUGAUUGUCUUAUAAACACUGACCCCAGACUCGUGAACUGUCAAGACAAACAUUUAAACAGAACAAGAAAAAGCACACAUACACAUAAAGAUGUAGUUGAAUAAUAACAGCCUGAUCGGAUUGUCAAAGUUUUGCAGCAGCAAUAAUAUCUAAUAAGAAGAAAAAACGGAAGCUGGGGUUUUAAUCAUCUUAAGAGUUUGAAGAUGGAAGUUGUGCAGGACUGAACUCCUCGGUGGAGGCAAAUGCUGUGUCCCAGUUGUCCGAUCAACCUUGGAGUCAACAAGUCCAGAAGGCGAUGCUGAUGCAAGAUCAGAUGACUCAGCUGUAGCAGUGUUGACUGUGGAGGCCUGAAAGACUUUUCUUAGUUUUUUUUUAUGUUUUGUUUUUAGCACUAAACGUAGCAAAAUAUAAACCAGGAUACAUUCAUUUAAAACACAAAAUAUAUGUUGAGACGUUCAUUGCUGCCAUGAGGUGAAAUCCACCAAAAGUCAAUUUUAUUUUUUCUGAAAUAUUAAAGGUGAUAGCAUUUCUGAAAACAAACUGGCAUUACUGUAAGUCAUCCAUCACUGAACACCUUAUGCAGAAACCUGACGGCAGCAUUAUGUAGAGGUUGUAUCAUAGUAGCACACACUUCCCGUAAAUCCAAACACACUAUUUAUCCCACAAGUACUGUAAAUGCUAUUGUAGCCUGAAUGAGUGCGACACUGAAUGAAUGAACACAUUAGGAAUUACACAUAUGCACUUUUUUUUUCAUGCAUGUGAACCUCAUCAGAUAAUAGCACACGUUUUUUAAACAUAUCACAUUUUCCACUCAGGUUUUCAGUUCUGCUCUGUCAGAAACAAAACGUUUUUAAGGUUGGACUUAUCCUCUGGAAGGGAUAAGACGGCAAUGCUUCAGAAGUGGGCUUUGCUGUUGGCUUGGGGCUGUGAGGGGCGGUAACGGUUGAGUAGAGGGUUUUGAUGGGCGUAUGAAGCUGGAUAGUUUGUGUGCAGGUGUGAUUGUGAGAAUAUGUGCAUUUGUUUGGCUUAGUCCUUGAUUCAGAUAAGACCAAAAAGGACAGAAACCUUCUCCUAUUUUGGUGCUAAGCUCCUGUGGUGGCAUCGAUGCCUCUGUUGAUUGUGGUUAUGAUUAUUGAGCUGUACCAAUGAAGAAGAAAAAUGAACCAAACAGACUUUGUGAAGAAGCAAAGACAUGAUGAUUUCAUUUCAAAAAUGUGAAAUAUUUCAACUUAUUCUUUCAAUGCUGGCUUUUUUUUCCCUUUUUUGUCUGUGUUCAAUCUAUCUUUCAUGACAUUUUGAGUCAAACUCACUGAAUUAGCUGAAUUUCAAAGAUUUCAGUCAUGCUUUGACUGAAGGCCUUGAAACAACAGCCAGAGGAGACAUGUGCUGGGCCAACUGCACUAUCACUUAGCAUGUAGAUAACUAAGCAUGUAGAUGACUUAGCUCUCCAACGCAGUCUUACCUAAAACACAACGUUUUGAGUUGAAUCUGCAGCUGUGCUAUCACAGCAAGUAAAUUCAAACUGGCUGCAAAUUACAUUAAAGUAUAUAGUAUAGGCCGGCGUCAGUUCGUUACCAACUAUGCCUAUGAAAAUAUUUUUGAGACUUCAAGCCAGGACAGUUGAAGCAACUUGGGUUGUCCUACAAGUGAUCAUGGGCUUCUCUUGGCUAUAGGAUUGACCAAUACGUCUGAGAUGGGCUGUAGGUGAAGGGGCUGCCGUAAGAAUUGGAAUACCAAAUCCGUAUGCCUAUGGAAACAGGAGGCCUCAACUCCAUGUUUGACUGUCAGGUUCAUACGCCCUUUGAUAGACUAUAAACUUAAAAGCCCAGGGUGACCAUCCACCCUAUAUGGGCACCUCUGUAACCCAGGGUAAGGGAGGCCUAGGGUGUGCUGUCACUUGCCCAAGGUGAGCAUCCAGGCUAGUGGAGGAGAGGACGUGCCUUACUUCUCCAUUCUAGGUUCCAAGCACUGCCCCAAAUUACAUUAAAACAUCAUCUUUAACCCUGCUCUCAGUACAACCUAAAUGAAAUCUGUUGCUUUACACAUAAAAUUGAUACUUUUUAGCAAAAACUUGUUUUUAUUUAUAGUAAAAAAGGACACCUGUUGAAUUCUAUCAUCGUUAUGAAGAGUUGGCGUAAUUAUUCCUGCUCAACUCUCUGAUCAUGUGUUAAGAAAGUAGUGUGCUUGAAGCAUAGUUAUUAACAUGCAUCAACCCUUUAAGAGGCAGUUUAAAGUCUCACAAGACAUUAAAUGGUACUAAAAUCCUAUGGUUAUAGAUUUAUAAGCAGAAACAACAUGAAUAUAAUCAUUGGGCCAAAAUAAACAGCACCAAAUACUUAAAAACCACAUAUAAUGAGUGUGUAUGUGUACAUGCAUGUAUAUUUUUGCAGUGUAAUGACCCUGCUGAAAAAUAGACUAUGAAUAUGGAUUUUUCUGUCUGUGUUUCAUUUAGAGAUAGGAUUCUCCAUGGAAAUAAAUUUGAAUAAAUACAAAAGAAUCAGAAUUGAUUGAUUAGAAUUGUUCUGACAUGAAGAUAUGUAUAGACCAUCAUACCCUGUAGACCAGCUCUAAUCAUUUACAAGAUUUAAUGAACAAAGAUUGGACGUAAGUCUUUUGGUUUUCUUAAAUUAAAUGCCUUUUAAUAUAUCCAUCUGAACUAUUUUUAAGCGCAAUUAUUUUAACAUUUUUAAAACAAAAUUGGCAUGUUGUGUUAAAGAAAGGACUUGGGCUGUUACCUAAAUCCCACCACUGUGUCAGGUUUAAGCCAAAACAGAAGAAAGGAGACGUUUAGUGGUUGAUGUUACAUUUUCUGACUACACAGCCAUUAAGAUGACGCUUACCUUUAGCUGUACGUUAAAACACAGGCAAAAAUAAAACAUUCAAGUCACGCGACUUUUUUGCAGCUCGUUUAAACAUCAGUGAAGCCAGCGCAUUUGGCCCAUCCUAUGUUCACUAAACCUCUAUAAUUUACAACCCUUGCAGGUUUUGCAUUUGGGAGGGUCUUGUAAUAAUAAUAAUAACACUUAAAUAAUUUUCAUUUUCAGUCUUAUUUGAUUCGAGUUGGUGUUACUGUGCAGCACAAAAUGCAACAUUAAAGUUUUAAACCUUUGUAGCCACCCCACAGAUGUCCAUUGUGCGGCUAUUUCUCUGUUUAAUAGUUUCAUUGGUGGAGAUUUUAGUUAUGUAGCAUGAAAAGGAAACUCGUGCUUAUGAUGCAGGAGAUCUAAACUGGUGGAUGCAUUUCAAAGAAUAAAACAGGGGUUUUGUUUCACUUUUGAGGGGAAUUUGAACGGAUAGUUUCUGUACUAAAGUGUUAAGCAAAAGCUGUAAACCACCAGGCAAAUACUGUUUCAAUGUAACAUGAGAAAUAGUGUUUUGUUGAGACUGUAAGCAAGUCAGUUUUGUUCCUCAAGUUAUAGUUUUAGGACAGACUGGCCACUCUUGUUAUUUGUAAGUGUUCAGAUUGGAUUUGUGUCCAGACAGCCUCUAUAUGAUAGGUGGUUGUUGUGGUAAUGACGUAUGCAUCAAGAUCCAUGGACCAUUUUCCUCUGUGACCCACGUCUUGGGUGGGUUGGUGGCUGUAUCAGAUAAAGAAACAAAGAGGGAGACAUACUGUAGCAGAGCUUAUCAAGUCUUUCUAAAUUGCUCUACUAGAAGCAGCAUUGAUAAGGAUUUUGGAUUUGAUGUCAUCAUUGUGAGUUGCACUUCGAGUUGCUGAAAAUAAAUAUAAACAUCAAAUUUGAGGGGCCAAAGCAACUGGACUGAGGUGCAUCUGUGGAAAUUUGGUCUGAAUCAUAUUUCCAUUCUCAUUUUUGUGGCUAUUUUAUAAUUUUUCUUUGCAAUCUGGACAUGCCAAAUAAAUUUGUUUGGGCAGUCUGAACAUGGCUAUAAUGUAAGGUUACCGCUUACAUUAUAGGUUGAUCACUUUUCCUUUCCAUCAGUUCUUGCAAGUGUAGCCAAACCAACUAAAAACAUAAUUUUAAAGCAGUACUCUGUGUAGCAGUACCACGUCUGUCCACAUGGGGGCAUAGCCCUGCAGUGAUGACAAAAGAUACACUGACAAUGCUGUGUUGAUCAGACACGGGCCAGCACAUCUUGUAAUGCUGCUUUCUCCCACUAGAGAUGCACUUUGUUGCGUCUUACACAACUUUCCUGUGGUAUGCUGCCCCCGUGUGAUCAGAUGUGGCGUUGUUUCAUAAGGUGGCUUUAGGGACUAUAACUUUGGCCUUUAAUCCUUCUCUCCUCAGUUAUCUCAGAGUUCAGAUGUUAUUUGACAUUUGUUUUGUUUAAGAAAAAACUGGAUUAUACUUUUGAUUUCUGACUAGUACGCGGGAUCUUGUGCAAUCUGACAAAUCCACCUUAACCAUUUUUGUGUUAACAGUAUGAAAGAGUGUGCAUGAUGAUGCUUCAAGGCUUGUGGAUCCGAUUGAAAAGGAAUGUUUUUUAACAGGCAUGUGACUGAGGAGGAGGACAUGUAACCUACAAUGAUGUAUUUCAAAACGAGUGUUGUACAAUUUUAACUGUUGCAAAGAAUAAAAUUCACCUAUACUCCUUUAGAAUGGAUACAUGACAAUGUAAACGCAAUAUUGUAUUACUCUAUCCUAAGGAAUGCAACUGCACACAUGCACAAAAAUAUGUUUUUAUGAAAAUAUAUGUAUAAAUAUAUUACAAAAUAUAUUUAAUUAGAAUGCUAUGCACCCUCAUAGAAUUGUUAUGGAUGUUCUUUAAUGAUUAUCUAGACUAGGCCAACGCCCACAUCAUGGGGAAUGUAGAGGCUUUGUAUCUAUGACCAUUUGUUUUCUUUUCUUUUGUAUUGGCCCGAGAGAGGAUAAACAAACGUGAAUAUGUAUACAAGCCUUUUGAUCAGAAUUGUUCUGACAUGAAGAUAUGUAUAGACCAUCAUACCCUGUACACCAGCUCUAAUCAUUUACAAGACUUAAUAAACAAAAAU